AUCAUACGAUAUUUAUUAGAUGUUAAUUAUUUUAACUUGACCUUGCCUAAGCUUACCUAUAUAAUAAUUUUCACUUACUAUAAUUAUUAUAAAUUAAUUGUUUUAUUUAGUGGUAACUACUUAUUACUAAAAAUAUGAAAACUAAUAUAGUUAUACUCCUAUCGAUCGUGACCCUGGUCAAUGGGUGUCCAGAGUAUUGCAACGACAUUAACAAAGACGACAUUGCACCUUGCACCUGUCAGGAUGGCCGGGUAAGGUGUGUGGCCAUUGACGACGUUGACUUGGAUAGUGUGUUUGCCUAUAUAGCCGAUGGCAUAGCGUAUGGCACCCGGGAGUACGAGUCGUUUGAAUUGGAGAGCACUUAUAUAUCAACAUUAGGCCCAGCAGCAUUUCACGGCCUUUUGUUCAAGAAGUUUAUAUUUACGACUUGCUCCAAUUUGACCUGUAUCAGUCCCGCAGCUUUUGAGGGCCAAAAGUCGACCACCAUAUUUACGGCUGAAAAUACGCCAUUUUCGUCCCCGGUGACCGCCACGUGCGAUUUGUUCAGCGCAUUGAGUACAUUGACAAAUGUGAACCAGAUCAAUAUAGUCAACCAUCGAAUACCGCAAAUACCGGACAAUGCGUUCAACGAUAAGAUGGGAGUAUUGGAGAACCUACGGACCAUUGAUUUGCACAGCACGGGCUCAUUGGGCACCAUAAUCAGUGUGGGCAACAAUUCUUUCUCGACACUUAAAAAUUUGAACAUGGUGAACUUAUCCAACCAGAAAAUUGUCGCCAUCAAUGACUCGGCCUUCCAGUUCCCGCGAGCCAAUUGGGAUCACAUAACAAUUAACCUUGAGCAUAAUAACCUAAACGGUAGUAGGUUGGGGUCGCACUUAUUUCCCACGAACAAAGUGACCACGCUCAUGUUGGCCGGCAAUAUGAACCUGACGUACUUACCCGACGGCGCUUUCUACGACUUUUUCGAGGAGAGGGGUCACGACAAGAAUACGUGCGAUAUGUUGGGCAUCCAGAUGGAGAUUGACCGGCUCAAUAUGUGGCUCGUGGACAAUAAAGUGACCAUGAAGCUAGAUCAAAAAUUAUUGCAUGCUAUGGGAAAGGAUGGGACGGAACUCCUAAAGCAUACGCACAAACAGAUGGAUGUGGCGCCGCCCGCAGCCAACGCGCAUUAUUUUGGUCAUCUACCAGUUGACAUAUUACCAUGCACAUGUCACAACAACCACAUUAAAUGUGUAGCAACAACUAAAGAACUGGACCUUGAUGACUUUUUCGAUGCAUUAGCCCACGUAACUAAUGACACCUUAUAUUAUAAAUCAUUUGAAUUAGUAGACACUGCCAUAACCUACCUGCCCCCAGCGGCAUUUCACGGUGUACAAUUUGGUGAACUAAAAUUUACCGGCUGUUCAAAUCUUCAAUGCGUUGAUCCCCGUGCUUUCGAGGGGCUGGCAUAUAAUACAACCAGUUUUAUGGUUGAGGUCAGCGAUUUUAGAGGUGUCGACCCUCCCAACUCUACCUGUAAUCUGUUCGCAGCGUUGAGUACAUUAACAAAUGUGGAGACUAUUAAUAUAGUCGGCAGUGAACUGACAGUUAUUCCCGAUAAUGCCUUUAAUCACAAUACCGGUGCUCUCACUAGGCUUAAGAAUAUUGACUUUGGGGGUCGACAGACAAAGGGAAAGAUAUAUAAAGUUGGCAAAAGAGCCUUUUCUACACUAAAAAAUUUGAACAUGGUGGACUUAUCUAACCAGAAGAUUGUGGCCAUCGGCGACUCGGCCUUCCAGUUCCCGCGAGCUAAUUGGGAUCACAUAACAGUUAACCUUGAGCAUAAUAGCCUAAACGGUAGUAGUUUCGGGUCGCACGUAUUCCCCACGAAUAAAGUGACCACGCUCAUGUUGGCCGGCAAUGUGAACCUAACCCCUUUCUACGACUUUUUCGAGGAGAGGGGUCACGACAGGAAUACGUGCUAUAUGUUGGGCAUUCCGAUGGAGAUUGACCGGUACAAUAUGUGGCUCGUGGACAAUAUAAUGAUCAUGAAGCUAGAUCAAAAAUUAUUGAAUGCUAUGGGAGAGGACGGGAUUCUACUCCUAAGGCAUACGCACAAACAGAUGGAUGUGGCGCCGCCCGCGGCAAACGCUUUG
This is a messenger RNA of Oppiella nova, 2135 nucleotides long. The record is from the annotation of a GenBank genome assembly. Lineage: Eukaryota; Metazoa; Arthropoda; Arachnida; Sarcoptiformes; Oppiidae.